UAAUUUUCUUCUUUGUUGUCUGUGACUCUGAGGGAGAGAGAACCUACUCAGACGAUCCCGCCAUACGAAAACCUCAGAAUGAUUUAAUUGGCCGCACGCUCUUUCUUCUCUCGCCGCUUCGCGAUCUUACCGGAGGAGUUUCGCCGCCGGAUUUUCACUAUUCCGCACAGAAGCAAGAGCGUUACAUCCGAUUUGAUAAUUACACUAAAUGGUGGUGAUAAGAGAAGACAAUAUUGCUGGAGCUCUUCGGCAUGUUAAAACUAUGGUCCAUGCUAAUAAACUGAGUGGGAGUCAUCUCCCUGUAGUUAAAAUAUCCAGAGGUCACUUUCCUCAUACAAAUUGGUCGGAACAUGCUAAGGCCUUUGAGUGUAUACCAUCCUUAAUUAAGUCUCUGAGCUCUAAUCUCCUCUACUCUCUGGAAAGUCAAAAGCCUAGAAGAAAUAGAGGAACAGCUUCAAGAUUGCCUAUAACUAUUUCCACUGACUUCAAAGAUAGUGCUUCACCACUCUUGAUCAUCUCGUUUUCCCAGCAUCGUUUGAAUCUUUGUGUCAUCACUUUUCCUCAUUCUGCAUAUAGGCCAAUUGACAACAUCAUCCCUGUAAAUGUGCAGACACGCCAACAAAUUGCAAAGGCUUGGUGUGCUCUCACAAAUCUCUCAAUAGAUAAUACCUACCUGAGACCUGGCAUUACUCCUGCAAUUGAUGCUAGCAGUACUAAUUGUACAUCUUCUACGAGAGGAAGAUCCACUGUUAAAGUUACAUCCAACGCUGAUGGAUCUUUCUACGCACACAAUCAUCAAGAGCAUAGUCAAAAGAGUGUAAGAGGAACUGCAGGAUCUUUUGACCGUUUCUCCUCCUCUUCCCCAGGUGAUGGUAAAUUAACUGCUGGUAAGGUUACACGGGUAAAUAACGAGGUAGACUCAGUAACCGGUUGUAAUUACAUAAAUGGUAUGGAGAUACAACCAGUCAGAAACUUCGCACUCCCAACUAGGCAGGUGGAAGCUAGUGUUAUUGAGAUUGAUGAUGAUGAUGACAUACUCAAGAAUAUUGACGUAGACCAAAUUGUGAUGGAACACUACCGUUCAACGAAUACCCUCCAACCAUCAGUAUCUAAGUUUCCACCAAUAGCUCCAUCUGUUAAUAUAUUUGCUUCUAGAGGAGAAGAAGAGCCCUGUUUGCCUCCUGAAUUAUCUUCCAACUGUAGUCAUGGAGUCAAGCUAGGGCUCUGUCUUGAAGCUUCCACCCAUUUGGAACAAAUGAAGAACACGCUGCUUGCAAUAUCAAAUCAACUAAUUGACGAUUCUACUGACCUGAGCGUUGAUCAUUUUGAACAGCUCUGUCAAGAGAGGUUACUGUUGAAAAAGCAAAUUCAGCAGCUCGAGAUCCUUGUCCAAAAUAAAGAAAGGAAAAUGUCAUCUACUCCUCAUAUUUUCCAGUAUGAAACAUCUCAAACAACAAACCACACGGGGGAUUAUGUGCAAACAGAUUCUCGAGCUCAUGUAAAAGAACAAGGCAGUUAUGUAAGUGAUAACUGGAAUAUGCCAAGGGACUGUUUAUUUUCUGAAGAUAGGCGCGGUCUUUCAUCUGGCCCUGUCGAGAGGGAACGAUAUGUUCCCAAGAUCAUAAAUGUCACUUAUACUGAUGGUUCAAAUGACAAAAAGUGGAGCAGUCGAGAUUUUCCUUGGACGAAGAAUCUGGAGGUCAAUAACAAAAGAGUGUUUGGAAACCACUCAUUUCGACCCAACCAAAGAGAGAUCAUUAAUGCUACAAUGAGUGGUUGUGAUGUUUUCGUUUUGAUGCCAACUGGAGGAGGGAAAAGCUUGACAUAUCAGCUCCCCGCUCUGAUCUGUGCAGGAAUAACAUUAGUCAUUUCUCCACUUGUUUCACUCAUUCAAGACCAGAUAAUGAACUUGUUGCAGACCAAUAUACCUGCAGCUUCCUUAAGUGCCGGAAUGGAUUGGGCUGAACAACUAGAGAUACUUCGGGAGCUGAGCUCUGAGAAUUCUAAAUACAAGUUACUGUAUGUCACACCGGAAAAAGUGGCAAAAAGUGAUUCCCUUUUGAGGCACCUUGAAAGCUUAAACUCCCGUAGUUUGCUUGCUCGAUUUGUUAUCGAUGAAGCUCAUUGUGUGAGUCAGUGGGGGCAUGACUUUCGACCAGACUACCAGGGUCUUGGUGUUCUGAAGAAGAAGUUUCCUAACAUUCCCAUGUUAGCUUUGACAGCUACUGCAACUGCCAGCGUAAAAGAAGAUGUUGUGCAAGCUCUUGGCCUGGUUAACUGUGCUGUGUUCCGGCAAAGUUUUAAUCGGCCAAAUCUAUGGUAUUCUGUUGUUCCGAAGACAAACAAGUGCUUGGAAGAUACUGAGAAGUUUAUUAGGGAAAACCAUUUUGAUGAAUCUGGCAUUAUUUAUUGUCUUUCAAGAAUGGACUGCGAAAAAGUCACUGAAGCGUUGCGGAAGCUUGGCCAUAAAGCAGCCUUCUACCAUGGCAAUAUGGAUCCUGCUCAACGUGCCUUUGUACAGAAUCAAUGGAGCAAGGAUAUAAUCAAUAUAAUAUGUGCCACAGUGGCAUUUGGAAUGGGAAUCAAUAAGCCUGAUGUUCGUUUUGUAAUUCAUCACUCUCUCCCAAAGUCCAUAGAAGGGUAUCAUCAGGAAUGUGGUCGUGCUGGUAGGGACGGCCAGAGGUCAUCCUGUGUUUUGUAUUACAGUUAUAGUGAUUAUAUUCGAGUUAAGCAUAUGAUUAGCCAAGGAGGAUUUGGCCAAGGCCCUACGACAAUGGCGUAUAAUCGCAUAGCAAAUUCAGGGAGGAUGCUUGAAACGAACACUGAGAACCUUCUCCGCAUGGUUAGUUACUGUGAAAAUGAGGUGGAUUGUAGACGUUUCCUACAGCUUGUUCAUUUGGGGGAACAAUUUGAUUCGACAAACUGCAAAAGCACAUGUGAUAAUUGUUCCAGCAGCAAAAGUUUGAUUGACAAAGAUGUAACUUUGAUUGCAAGGCAACUGGUUGAAUUGGUGAAGCUAACAGGAGAAAGGUUUUCUUCAGCUCAUAUUAUUGAACUCUACAGGGGAUCUUUAAACCAAACGGUCAAGAAACACCGACAUGAGACUUUGCACCUCCACGGAGCAGGAAAGCAUUUAGCUAAAAGUGAAGCCUCUCGUAUCUUGCACUAUCUUGUGACAGAGGACAUUCUCGCAGAGUAUGUGAAAAAAAGUGAUAUAUAUGGAUCUGUAUCGUCGUUGCUUAAGGUGAAUAGAUCAAAGGCCGUGUCAAUCUUAUCUGGAGGCCAGACUAUAACAAUGAGAUUUCCUUCGGCUGUAAAAGUAUCAAAGCCGAGCAAAUCCGGAGCAAGCGCAGCAAAAGUUACUCUAAAGCAAACUACUCUUCAAAUGGCACAUGCUCCCCCACAAGAUUCGAUUCUCUCCGAUGUCUUGCUCAGAGCCUUGAAAAAGCUUCGUGCCGAUAUAGUCAAGGAAGCCUCAAAUGGAGUCAUGGCACCAUACCAUGUAUUCGGCAAAACGACCCUUAAGCAGAUAAGUGAACGGCUUCCUAGAACCAAAGAGGAACUCCUCGAUAUCAAUGGUCUUGGAAAAGCUAAGGUGAGCAAGUACGGGGACCGUUUAUUGGAAGUUAUAGAAUCAUUCAUCAACGAGCAUUACAAAACCGGUAAGGAUGCUGGUCCUGGGUCAGGGAAGAGGAAAAGAGACGAGAACAUUAGUCCAAAUGUAGCAGCAGAAGAUGAUGAUUAUGAGUGGACUCCAAGUCAAUCCCACAAAAAGGCAGUGAAGAACAAAUAGUACAGAGUUCCCUGCUUGUUACUGAUGAUGGAAAUAUUAGUUACAAUUUGUUUGCUGCUAUACGAAUAUCCAACUCUUAUAACCUCAAACUGAAUGUGAAAAGCUAUAUAUUAUCGAUUCGUUAUAAUUCUUUUAUGGGCUUUUUUGUUCUGUAUGAUUAGGGCUUAUGAUUUUAUUUUAACAAAGAGAAAGAUGUUUCAUUUAUGAUCCUAAUUGCACAAAUUAGGCAAAGAAGAAUGGGCUAAAAGCCAAUUCCUUUUUGUUGAAACAUUACAUUUGCAAAGAAAA
Thlaspi arvense is the source of this 4081-nucleotide messenger RNA. The record is from the annotation of a GenBank genome assembly. NCBI's taxonomy places the organism in Eukaryota, Viridiplantae, Streptophyta, Magnoliopsida, Brassicales, Brassicaceae.